AUGUCGGAUGCGAAAUAUUUUCAGACCACUAAGAGAGGGGAGAUACAUGAACUCAAGGAAGAACUGCACACAAAUGAUAAGUCAAAGCAGAAAGAAGCUGUAAAGAAGGUGAUUGCUGCAAUGACUGUUGGAAAAGACGUCUCCAUGCUGUUUCCCGAUGUUUGUAACUGUAUGCAAACCCCAAAUGUGGAGCUGAAGAAACUAGUUUACUUGUAUCUCAUCAACUAUGCGAAGGCUCAGCCAGAUCUAGCCAUCUUGGCGGUCAACACUUUUGUAAAGGAUGCAUCAGAUAGCAAUCCAUUGAUAAGAGCUUUGGCAGUACGAACUAUGGGGUGCAUUCGCGUCGAACAAAUCACUGAGUACCUCACAAAUCCUCUCUUAAAGACGCUUAAAGACGAGGAUCCAUACGUGAGAAAGACAGCUGCAAUGUGCGUUGCGAAGCUUUAUGACAUCAAUCCUGAUUUGGUAAAGGAGCAAGGCUUUCUCGACCUUCUCAUUGGCUUGAUCUCAGAUCCUAAUCCAACUGUAGUGGCCAAUGCUGUUGCAAGUUUAACUGAGAUUGCAGAAGCAAGCGGUAUGAGCGACAUCUUCACUUUUGCGCCAGAGGCUUUGAUGAAAUUGUUGAGCGCUUUGAACGAAUGCACUGAGUGGGGUCAAGUGUACAUUCUGGAUGCCAUCUCGACUUACCGUCCGUCAGACGCGAAGGAAGCAGAGAGCAUUAUUGAACGGGUCAUACCAAGGCUUCAGCACGCCAAUGCAGCAGUUGUUCUAUCAGCAGUCAAAGUCGUUUUGGGUUGCUUGCAAUUGUGUACCAAUGCUGAAUCAGUUAAGACUUACAUCAAAAAACUCUCCCCUCCUCUUGUCACUCUGCUGGCAUCUGAGCCCGAAAUUCAGUAUGUUGCUUUGCGAAACAUUCAGCUGAUCUGCUCAAGAAGGCCCAACAUACUUGCAAACGAUAUCAAGGUUUUUUUCUGCAAGUACAAUGAUCCCACCUACGUUAAGGUUGAGAAGGUGGAUGUGAUGGUCAUGUUGGCAAACGAAAGAACAGUCGAGCAAGUUCUUUUGGAACUUAAAGAAUAUGCAUUUGCUGAGGUGGAUGUAGAUUUUGUUAGGAAGGCAGUUCGUGCGAUUGGAAAAUGUGCUUUGAAGAUCGAAAGAUGUGCAGAGCGAUGUGUAGCUAUCUUGCUGGAUUUGAUACAAACUAAGGUCUCCUACGUGGUUCAAGAAAGCAUUGUUGUCAUUAAGGAUAUAUUUCGGAAGUAUCCUAAUCAGUAUGAGAGCGUUAUAGGGACACUGUGUGAGAAUCUUGAAAGCCUGGAACACCCUGAGGCCAAAGGGGCCUUGAUAUGGAUCAUCGGUCAAUAUGCUGAGCGGAUUGAGAAUGCAAAGGAGUUGUUGGAGGCUUUCAUCGAGGAAUUUGCAGAUCUGGAUGUUGAUGUGCAGCUUCAGCUUCUAACUGCUACUGUGAAGCUGUUCCUCAAGCGACCUUCCAACACGCAAGGGACGGUGAAAGAAAUUUUGCAACUAGCGACGACCAAAAGCAACAAUCCUGACCUUCGAGAUCGCGGGUACAUUUACUGGAGAUUGCUUAGUACAGACCCGGAGAAGGCAAAGAUCAUAGUCCUGGCAGAACAUUCCACGGUGCAAUACGAUCCGCAAAAAGUUGACAACCAGCUUCUAGAUCUGCUUCUCCACCAGAUAAGUAGCUUGGCUUCCGUAUAUCACAAGCCCACUUCGAGCUUUCUAGUUAACACGGGACGACAAGCUCAACCUACCCAACAGUCCACUAAUACAUCUGGAGCGGUGAUGGACGUGAUGGACUUGCUAGGAGGAGAUCUUUCUUCCAGCGCGCCGUCACAGCCUAAAGCCCAGCAGCCAGUUGUCAACGAUUUGCUGGACCUGAUGAGCGACCUUUCAUUCCAACCCACAAGCACACCCUCGGUCGACAUGGUCGGUUCUCAUUCUCUUCCCGCCAAGAUGAACUCUCUCCUUACUGCCGACAAGGGAGGAGGAAUGGCUGUAGAUGGCAUUCUCGUGCGAUCUGGUGGCAAAAUCUCGUAUGAGCUUCAGUUUAAGAAUAUUUCUGCUGCUGGUCCGCUGAGCGGUUUUGCCAUUCAAUUCAACAAGAAUUUUUUUGGUUUGACGAAUGCGGUUGCACUCCAGGUUCCAACCCUCACCGUUGGUCAAAGUCAGACAGUUUCGCUUGCGAUGACUUGCAAGGAGGACAAGACCUCUCCAGCCACUCCUUCAUUGGGCCUGCAGGUUGCCAUCAAGAACGCAACUGGAAUUUAUUAUUUCAAGGAUACCAUCCCUCUCGAAGUGAUCCUGUCUGAGAAUGGAAGGAUUAAUGGGCCGGAGUACCCGCAAUUGUGGCAGUCGAUUCCAGCUGCAAAUCAGGUACAUACCAGCUUGAUGAAUCCCAGGAGUUUGUUUGUUGACAUUGGAUUAGGCGGUCUCGGGCUUGAGUGGUUUUCCUUUGGACAGUUCUUUCAUCGAGGUUUCUCGCAUCCUCCCGUCCCUCCCUUCACCACUUUCGCCUUCUUUCGCAAACCAGUUUCCUCAUUCUUAUACCUGAUUCUGAACCCUGGCACGACAGAGUAA
Molecule: messenger RNA, 2601 nt
Organism: Guillardia theta CCMP2712
Lineage: Eukaryota; Cryptophyceae; Pyrenomonadales; Geminigeraceae
Gene: AP12B1
Product: Adaptor protein complex 1/2 subunit beta 1
Exons: 5
Coding region: 1-2601 (866 amino acids)
Biological process (GO): vesicle-mediated transport; intracellular protein transport
Cellular component (GO): membrane coat
Molecular function (GO): protein binding
Source: RefSeq, a predicted model, not a curated record